Molecule: messenger RNA, 3458 nt
Organism: Bursaphelenchus xylophilus (pine wood nematode)
Lineage: Eukaryota; Metazoa; Nematoda; Chromadorea; Rhabditida; Aphelenchoididae
Source: the annotation of a GenBank genome assembly
AUGGACGUUGAGGUGUGUGUUUUGUCUGAGCGCUUCCGAAACAGUCGUAUCAUCUUGGCGGACGAGAUUUUCUGCACGAUUUUGUAUGUGCUUCUUCUAAUUUUACUAGUCUACCUUGGUGUUGGAGGGAAAUGUUCGCUGAAGACAUUUCAUUUCAACUUUCGGGUAAGAUUUUGCGACGAAUUUUGCAUUCGAGAAGUAACAAAAAAUGUAGCAAAAUACCUCCCUCUUCAAGCGAAAAAACUCCGAUUUCAAACGCGCGCCCGCUCUUUUUGUAAUCGAAUAUCUGGUGUGACAACAUCCAUGUGAUCUCGUAAGACUACGAGUUAUAACAAUAGACAAGUGAAACCCCGGGCACUAGACUUUUUCGACGCUUUUUCACAUCGGCAACUUCCGGAAAAACAGCUUACAAAAAUGAAUUUUCACUUCUAUUAGGUUGUUCAAUAUGAAAUGUCGGAUUUUAACCUUUAACUUUAAAACACCAUAACUUUUUUUAUGAUAAACUUUAUUAACCGAAAUAAAAACCAUUAGAAUCAACACACUUUUGCCAACAAGAAACAAGUUUAUUUAUGCCAGUAGCGUAAAAAUCCGCAGUUCUGGAGGCGAUAAAGUCGGCGAAGGCGGUUUUGGCGUCGUCUUGGUUUUUGAAGCAUUUCUCCUGCAGGAAGUUGUCCAGAUGCUUGAAAAAGUAGUAAUCGGUGGGCGAGAGGUCCGGCGCACGUCAAUCCAGCGCAUUUCCUGAACCGUUUCGAAACUUCGUACCGUUUUCAUUGGUUUAAAAGAGAGACGAAAUGUCGCGAAAUUAUCGGCACUUUUUCUCGCCCGAAAUAAUUGUUUUUUUCUCGAAAAGGAAGAAGAAAGGUAAGAAAAUGCGUUUUAUCGGAUUUUGAACGAAUCACCAAAAAAGGGGCGGGAAAUUUUUUCUUCUAUUUUGGAUUGACGUGCGGCGAGUAUGGUGGAUGAGGCAGAGUUUCAUAGCCCAAUUCGUUCAGGUUUUGCAGGGUCGGUUGUGCAACGUAUCUAGUAACGAUGCUGUGUCAGCCUCUUCUACGUAAUAGUACCAAUCCGAGACCAGCAACGGCUGAAAAAAGGACGUGACUUGAGUUGCUUCGUACCCUACCAAAAAUAGGGGCACCUCCAAGUUUUUAGCAUAGAAAAUCCCGGCUAUGCCGUAAGGCUUAGCAAUACACCCUAGAUGAAGCUUCGAUAAGCCCUCUAUUAGUCUAUAAGCAUGUUGAAAUAAGGAGGGAUCUGAGCUAGAAAAUAAUCGACUUCAAACUUAUGCAAGAAAAUGGUCAUAACCGACUUUCUUAACUUUAUUUUUCCAGUUAAUCCUGUACAAUGUGUGGUUGAUAAUCCUGAUCCAGGCGGUCUGGGGCGUGGCCUCUAACGUCUACUUCAUCUUCAUCAAGUUCUAUUUUACUGGCUUCUGCAGCAACACGCACGUGGCAUGGCAAUGCGCGCUGAUCAAGUGGCCGUUGCUGUGGACCGUGCCGGCGAUGAGUUUCGUUCAUCUGGUGGGGUUUGUGGAGAGGACCUGGGCUACGAGAUUCCCGCGAAACUACGAAAAUACCGGCAGAUUUUGUGGUGUCUUCUGGAUGAUUAUUACGGUAAUUUUGGUUUGGAUUUAUUGUUUUUUGACCAUUAUUUUUUAUAUCAUCAUUUCAGUGGCUAGUCAUUUUGGGAGUUAACAUCAAAGCCUUUGAUAUUCCGGAUUACCAGGCUUACUCCGCAUACUGUAUGGUUACCGUGCCGGCCAACCAAAACUCCAUUCAAAAUUUAAUGCACUUCCUUCUCGCGUUGGAUGUGGUCGUCACGGCGGGCGAUUUGCUCGUUCUAUGGUUGAACAAAAGCAGGAAAAGAGCUAGGUACUGUACAGUUGAGCCUGAACUCUACCCCUUUUUUGAUUUUUGCCAAAAAAUCUGAACUCUCCCUCCCCCUUUUUGAACACUCCCCCAUUUUGAAAAUCGAAAAAACGAGGUGUGACAUGUUAUACGAUGGAAAUUUUUUCAAAUCGAAAUGAAUAAGGUGUGACAUCUUAUACGAUGAAGAAUUUUUUCAAAUUUUUUCAGUUUUCUCAAUUUGAAAAAAAAUUUUCAUCGUAUAAGAUGUCACACCUAAUUUUUUCAAUUUUCAAAAUGAGGGGUAGUGUUCAAAAAGGGGGAGGGUUCAUUCAAGGGGGAGUGUUCAAAAAGGGGUGAAGUUCAAAAAGGGGUAGAGUUGAAAAAGGGGUAGAGUUCAGAAAACGGGUAGAGUUCUGCCGCAACGCUCUUAGAAGUCUGUCAGGAAAGCAAUGAGCACAAUUUCAACGCCAAUAGCGUCGCCAAACUAAAAAACAAUUCGAUUUUGCCGCGAUGCGAUUCAUUUUUUCGGCGGUGAUGCAAUUUUUGAUGCGACAGAAUGCACAUUGUUUUCUCCACAGACCGAGAGCAUUUUCAAAAAGUACAAUGGAGAAUUUUUGAUGAGACUCUCUCAUGAGGUCAUUAUUUUCCCUACAGGCUUUGUCAAGGCGUUUCUGCCCGCCCAGCAGUACUAGUCUGUUCGUAUCAGUCUGCCGGGAAUAUAACGGCGGGAAUAUUUUUUGCCUCGUCGAAAAAGGGCUAGUUAUGAGCAUCUCCGUUUUAAAUUUGCGACAGAUUUGGCAACCUUCCCAAUAACUCGUUGAUUGCAGUAUCUACGACAACUACAGCUUGUCCAGAUCCUUUCAACAGCACGAGAACUACAUCACCAGUCGGUUGGUGUUGCCGGUCUCGCUGACCCACUCUGUGUUCUUCAUGCUCUACCUUGCCGCCACCUCCAUUUGUCGCUACUUUUGUGGCUAUGGCGGGGAUCCGGUGCCGUUCGUCGCUGGGCUUAUGUUCAUUCACAAUGUAAGCAAAACUAUUUUUUUGGUCGUAUAUAUUAUAUACAGCAGCAUAGUAAAUAUUAUAUUAGGUUGUCCAGAAAGUUCGUUCGUUUUUUUCAUUGCUCUGUUUUGCAAAGAUUGUUUGUUGUUUGGCGAAGGGUAUAUAUUUAUUUGAUGCAGUUUUUUCUUCUCUACAAAACUAUGUAUUUAUGUAAAUAAUAACAAACAAUUUUUGUAAAACAAAGCAAUGAAAAAAACGCACCAACUUUCUGGACAACCUAAUAUUGUAUUUACUAUAGUCAUAAAUUUCAGAUCCUCAUCAUGGCUUUUGCCAGCUGCCUGCUCGUUUUCAUCGUCUGUUGGAAGCUCAUGGAGAAGGAGAAAGGCCUCCAAGUCGGCGAGAAACACGGUGAAUCCACCGAACUGUACUUUAAAAUACUGCGGGGGCAAUUGGGUGCGGACCUAAUCUAAUAAUAUUUUCUACCAUUCCGGCUAUGCGUAGGACAUGUUGGGUGCUUUCGGAGUUCUGUUCGUCCUCGCUAAUGAUGCAGCAAGGUCGGCUGCCGAGGAAUCGUUGUAUGGAGAAGUUGUCUUCGGGAAUUCCUUCUGCUAG